This is a messenger RNA of Gongylonema pulchrum, 798 nucleotides long. NCBI's taxonomy places the organism in Eukaryota, Metazoa, Nematoda, Chromadorea, Rhabditida, Gongylonematidae. The record is from the annotation of a GenBank genome assembly.
AUGGAAUAUUGCCCAGGUGGUUCGUUAAAAAAUCUGCUUAUUGACAAAAAGGAAGCAAUUAAACCAGUGGAGAGGAAUAUUUUUUUGUACGAAGCAGCCAAAGCUUUGCGGCAUUUGCAACUCAAAAAGUGUGUUCACAGGUGGGAUGUUGCUGCACGAAAUUGUUUGAUUGGUAUAAGCGGUUCAUUAAAAUUGUCCGAUUUUGGCUUGAGUAAGCCACUGGAAGAGCUAAAAAGAACAAACAUUGACGAUGAGAAUAUAGCGUGGCCGAUUCCGUGGAUGGCGCCCGAAACACUUUCAAAGAGACCUAAAUUCACGACCAAAAGUGAUGUAUAUGCAUUUGGAGUACUCAUAUAUGAGGUUUAUUCAUGCGGUGGUAAACCAUGGCCUAAUGUUGCAGCAGCAGAAGAGAUCAUUCCUAUUGUGCGGAAAGGAAAAAUGAUGGCAACACCACCUUUACUGAAUGAAAAAAGCGUGGAAGAUGCUAUGCGUGAUUGCUGGAAACGUAAGCCAGUGGAUAGACCGGACUUUGUGGAGCUUGUUAAACGGUUUCGUAUAAUCCUUCGCGCGCAAAAGCUACCAGGCGGAUCGGAGCGCAUAAUAAGUCUGCUGAAAGGUGUAGAUUCAACGCUGAAUUCAGUUCAACUUGAGGAAAACUCUCCAGAUAGCAUACGCUCGAAACAACGUGAAGUAGAUGAUGUGAGUUAUUUUUAUAAAAGUGAAUUCCGCCGCCUGUUGCAAAUCAGUGAUAUCGGGAAGGGGGAGGGCGUGGCGGAGACGGGGGAGGGGGCUGAGUAA